Messenger RNA from Alternaria novae-zelandiae, 1689 nucleotides. RefSeq lists its product as uncharacterized. The transcript has 3 exons. Gene Ontology annotation, biological process: amino acid transmembrane transport. Bases 1 to 1689 code for a protein of 562 amino acids. NCBI's taxonomy places the organism in Eukaryota, Fungi, Ascomycota, Dothideomycetes, Pleosporales, Pleosporaceae. Gene Ontology annotation, cellular component: membrane. The record is from RefSeq and is a predicted model, not a curated record. Gene Ontology annotation, molecular function: amino acid transmembrane transporter activity.
AUGUCGGCCAACGACUACGAAAAGCAGCAGUAUGUCGCUGGCGAGAGUCCGUCUGACCAUGCUGUGGGCGAUGUCCACGACAUUAAGGACCACGCCCUCAAUGAGGCUGCUGGUGUCUAUGGUUCCGCUCAGAAAGCCGAGGACUAUGGCUACGUCCAGAGAGGUCUCAAGUCGCGCCACAUCCAGUUCAUCGCACUCGGAGGUACCAUCGGUACUGGUCUGUUCCUCGGUAUUGCCAGUGCUUUCGCCAAUGCCGGCCCCGUCUCUGUCCUCCUUGGUUAUACCAUCACGGGUGUCGCCGUCUUCGGCAUGAUGCAGUGUCUUGGAGAGAUGGCCACAUGGCUCCCGCUUCCCGGUGCUAUCCCGCAGUACGCUGCUCGCUAUGCGGACCCCGCUCUUGGUUUUGCCGUCGGUUGGAACAACUGGUACAACAGCUCCAUUACACUCUGCGCCGAGAUCUCUGCUGCCGCUCUCUUGAUCAACUUCUGGGAUCAGGAAGAGAAGUACAAUCCUGCGAUAUGGAUCUCCAUCAUCAUCGUCAUCAUCGUCUUUCUGAACAUCUUCGCCGUCUCGAUUUACGGAGAAGCCGAGUUCAUCUUUGCAUCCAUCAAGAUCAUAACAAUCAUUGGACUGCUUCUUGCCGGUCUAGUCAUUAUGCUCGGUGGAGGUCCUGACCAUGACAGGCGAGGAUUCCGUUAUUGGAAGGAAGGUGCGAUGAAGGAGUACGUGGGCACUGGGAAUACGGGUCGCUUCACGGGUCUCUGGUCUACACUUGUCAACGCAGCGUUCUCGUACGGUGGUGUUGAGAUGGUUGCAGUCGCUGCCGGUGAAGCCGCCGACCCCCGCAGGAACAUCCCCAAAGCUGUUCGCCGUGUCUUCUGGCGUAUUCUGUUCUUCUACGUUCUGGGAUCGUUCAUCAUCGGUACCUGUAUCAGCUCAAACGACCCUCAGCUCACCGACGAGAACGCCAAGGGUGCUCAGUCAUCUCCCUGGGUCAUCGCCAUGAAGAACGCAGGAAUUCCCGUCCUCCCCCACAUCGUCAACGCUGUCAUCUUGACAUCCGCAACCUCAUCUGGCAACGCUUUCCUGUACACCGGAUCGCGCUAUCUCUUCAGUAUCGCACAGAACGGCCAAGCCCCACAGUUCCUCCUCAGGUGCAACAAGAAGGGUGUCCCGGUCUACGCUGUUGCAGUCACAGCCUCAAUCUCGCUACUCACAUACAUGAGUGUCAGCGCUGGUGCCAACAAGGUAUUCGGAUGGUUCCAGAACUUGACCACCAUCGCGUCGCUCUUUACUUGGUGCACCAUCACCUACACAUACACCCGGUUCCGUGCGGCAUGCAUCGCCCAGAACGUCGACCGCAGCACCAUGGUCUUCGCUAGCAAGUGGCAGCCAUACGUUGCGUGGACUGCCUUCGCUUACUUCGCCCUCAUUAUCCUCUUCAAUGGCUUCAAGGUCUUCACAACCACUCCUUGGGGACCCGAUGAGCUGACCAGCUUCUUCACUGCCUACAUCGGCGUUGCGAUCUUCGGUCUCCUCUAUGCUUUCUGGAAGAUCUUCAAGCGGACCAAGAUGGUCAACCCGGCCGAGGCAGAUAUCUGGAGCGGCAAGGCGGCGCUUGAUGCGGAGGUCUGGCCUGAGCAGAUCCCGCGCAAUGCGCUUGAGAAGUUCUGGUUCUGGCUUUGCUAG